GUGCAGUGGAUUCUUCUAAGAUAGGUGAUUAUUUGAGGUGUAAUCAUCGAUGAAUAGUAUUAGUCUAAGUCGCGCAUGCUCUCACCCGCAAGCUGCUGAAUGGGUUGGUAGUUAGCACGCGCUAGACAGUCUCCAAAGUGAAGCAACAUUGAAACAAUCGCAACAUUUUCCGACUUAACGACGUCAUCCCAAGUUUACCUCUACAGAACAGACUCGGAGAUGUUGGACAUACAUCGUCGCAAGCAGGCCAUUGCCAAUUUCUGGUCCCCCUAAAAUUUAUAUUAGCGGCCACUAAAAAACCUCAAGACGGCAAGCUACGUGCUACUUCUCUCAUCUAAUAACUUACAUGUACCGUGUCCGACCGCGAGCAGGUGGAUUACUUACCCAUUUCCAAAAGUAUAGAUCGCUCACAACCAUGACGCUCAAAACCAUUAGCGCAAAAGAUGCGGCGUCCCUUGACAAGGACCUCAUGGACAAAGGGGGUUUCUCCCUCGAUCAGCUCAUGGAGCUGGCGGGGCUUUCUGUAUCACAAGCUGUCUAUCGAGUUCAUCCUCCAUCCACAGGCAGAAAUGUCCUCGUAGCCUGUGGCCCCGGAAAUAACGGUGGUGAUGGGCUUGUUGCCGCUCGUCACCUAGCUCACUAUGGAUAUAAGCCGACUGUAUAUUACCCGAAACAAGGGAAAAAUGAAUUAUACGCGCGCCUAAAAACCCAACUACACAACCUCUCCGUCCCCUUCACAACCGACUUCGCAGGUACCCUCCAAACCAGUGAUUUCGUAAUCGAUGCAAUUUUCGGCUUCUCGUUCCUAGGACCACUUCGCGACCCGUUCCCGAGAGUAAUCUCGCUUAUGGAGGAAACCAAGGUACCCAUCCUGAGCGUUGACGCGCCUAGCUCAUGGGAUAUAGAAACUGGCCCGCCGAAGGAAGGGCCUGGGGCAAAGUUUAUGCCCCAAACGCUGAUCAGCUUGACAGCUGCGAAGCCGUUGGCUAAAUGGUUUACGGGAAGGCAUUUUUUGGGAGGCAGGUUUCUGACUAAGGGUAUUGUGGAGAGGUAUGAUUUGGAUAUUCCUGAGUAUCCUGGGGUAGAGCAGAUUGUUGAGGUGGAUGUUAAUAAGGAAGGGAAGUUGUGAGGGGUGCAGCGGCUUUAGGGGAAGGGGAUGGUAGAUUUCAUACAUAUCUCAUUGAAAUUACUGAUUCCUUCCUUCUAACAACAUUUAUUCUCAUUGGUACGGCAUGUUGGUGACAAACAUUGAAGAUGAAAUAAAUUUCAAUAUAAAUGUUAGUCGACGCUAGUCUAGGAGGGUAAUAGGGUAAGAAACGAGAAUGGCCUUCGUUUAUCCAAGCGCACUUCUGAUCUCAUCAACCACACUCUUGACCCUUGGUUCCCUACCAAAUCCACAACUAAUAACCUUCGAUAGUGCCAUGUUGAUGUCAUAUAUUUCUUUCGCGGCGCUUUUCACUUCUUCCCCAAGCGCUGUAACUAAAGUACCCAACGCAACAAGCACACGAUAUACAGCUUCAGAGUCUUUUUCUUUCAUCAGAAGUUUAGUUAAUCCAUCGAGAAGCAAGAGGGCUUUCUCCGAGGAUUCAGGACUCGAAGCCCUCCCGUCACUUGUAACGAAGACAGAGAAGUUAAUAUAUAGGGUUGCAAUGGCGAUGGUUAGGUUGCGAUUCGGCGUCCCCCCAGAGUUUGCAGUUACAGACCCGAUUUGCGUCAUGAUGUCGUCAAACCUGCUAAUUGCUAGAGCCCGACCAGCUUUGGUUUCGAAUAAAUUUGCAAAAGUCCGUACUGUUAACAUCGCGUUAUUCACGUUGAGAGGUGACUCGAAAACGCCGCUUGAGAUGAGAGUUGAGAUCAGAUCACCACCAACAUAGUCCGUUGAGGCUGUCACAGGGCUUGCGGCAGCGAGCAGACGGAGUAAAUCAAGACCGGGAAGCCGGUUAGCAACGGGCCAUGCAGUUGCUAUUUUGACGAUCAGUGGUAUUCCGAACUCGACCUGCGGCGAUUCUUUUAACGGGGAUGUCUGAUUCAGUUGAUUGCAGAGACCUAUGACAGUCUCCACUUCAGACGGACUCAGCGAAAGGUCUUUCGAUCCAGAACUAACGAGUUGCUCAUUCAGUUCCAAAACCUUUUUCUGGAUUGCCUUGAUAUUUGCGGUUUUUAUAGCAAGGCCGAUAUCUCUUUUCUUCGCCCCAUGGAUCGGCUCCUGGAGGCGGUGGGCCUUGGCUUUGUGUCGCUGACGAACCAAGGGAAGCACCCUGUGUAUUUGUGGUUAUGAAAUUAGCGACCUGGUCCAGAUACCCCAUCGGUAAUUCGUUAUUUUG
Messenger RNA from Blastomyces dermatitidis ER-3, 2324 nucleotides. RefSeq names its product YjeF. The transcript has 8 exons. The record is from RefSeq and is a predicted model, not a curated record. Lineage: Eukaryota; Fungi; Ascomycota; Eurotiomycetes; Onygenales; Ajellomycetaceae. The coding region runs from base 347 to 1129 and encodes 260 amino acids. Gene Ontology annotation, molecular function: NAD(P)HX epimerase activity. Gene Ontology annotation, cellular component: mitochondrion.